Chelonia mydas (Green sea turtle) is the source of this 985-nucleotide messenger RNA. It is a transcript of the gene CALCB, whose product is annotated as calcitonin related polypeptide beta. Gene Ontology annotation, molecular function: calcitonin receptor binding; hormone activity. Gene Ontology annotation, cellular component: extracellular region. The record is from RefSeq and is a predicted model, not a curated record. The coding region runs from base 94 to 474 and encodes 126 amino acids. Lineage: Eukaryota; Metazoa; Chordata; Testudines; Cheloniidae. The transcript is spliced from 5 exons.
ACUUAGGCAUUGAACAGCAUCACGAUUUAGAAACAUAUAUUGAGGAAGCCUUUACCGUUUCUUAAGAAGCUUUGCAUUUCAAGAGAGGACAUUAUGGUUAUGCUGAAGAUUUCAUCUUUCCUUGCUGUUUAUGCCUUGGUUAUGUGCCAGAUGGAUCGCUCCCAGGCAACCCCACUCAGACCUGGCUUAGAGUCUAUAACAGAUCGAGUGACACUCAGUGAUUACGAAGCUCGGCGAUUAUUAAAUGCGUUGGUGAAAGAAUUUGUUCAGAUGACCGCGGAAGAACUGGAACAAGCGACUGAGGAGAAUAGCAGUGUAACAGCACAGAAAAGGGCAUGUAACACAGCAACCUGUGUGACCCAUCGUCUGGCAGACUUCCUGAGCAGGUCAGGAGGAGUAGGCAAGAACAACUUUGUACCUACCAAUGUGGGAUCUAAAGCUUUUGGGAGGCGAAGAAGAAAUGCUCAAAUAUAAACAUCUGAAAGACGCCUGGAAUAUGGUUGCCAUGAAACUGAAAUGUUAACUCCCUUUUGUUUCUAAUGAAAGCAACUCUUCUCCAUAAAUCAAGAAGGCCAAACAGAAGACUCAUUUUUUGCAUCCUUCUAAUAUAUAAAAAUGUUUUGUUAAAAACAAAUGAAAGCACUUCUGUUAUGUAUAGUACAAAACAAUCUAAUUAUUCAAAUUAAAUUAUUGUAUAUUCUUUUUAUAUGCAAUUCUAUUUCAAAUAAAAUGUGAUAGCAUCUAUUAUUUAUUUAUCUCCUAGCAUAUAUGUGAAAUCUGACCCAUGCUAUUGUAUCUGGGCAAUACUGCCAAAUCUCGGGGAUUACACUAAAUUGCUGCCUGUCAAGGCAUAUCUGUAAAAUAUGGUGUGCUGUGCCUUGAUGUAAAACAUUUAACUAACAUGAUUGUACAGUAUGUUUAAAAACACUUCAGUAUUGUAUCAUUUGUGAAUUUAAGCAAAAUUAAAAAAAGUAUUUUAGAUACA